AUUAUGCAUUUUUUCUUUCUUCACAUCUCCUUUACUCUAUAUGUUCAGGGAUAGGAUUUUAGCGGAGCUUGAUGAUCAAGGAUUUUCAGUGGUGGAGGGGGUUCUUUCAGAGGAGGACUGUCGGCGAUACAGCGACGAAUUCAAAGACUGGGUCCACCAAUACAAAGAUAACAAUAAGACGUUCGGUAGCUUUGAGUCCCUGGUACAGUCCUACAGGAUUGGUCACUUCCACGCCUCAUGGGCAGUUCGUCUUAAAGUCAAACACGUCUUCAGCGAGUUAUGGGAGACUGAAAAGUUACUGUCCAGCGUGGAUGGAGUGGCCGUAUCACCACCCCCCGAAAUGAUGCCAGAUCGCCCAAAAUUUAGAACCAAAAAGACGUUUCUUCAUUUAGACCAAGGGUCAAAGAGACAAGGUCUUCAUGCAUAUCAGAGUGGCGUGUACUUAGAGGAAUCUUCAGACAGCGACCACUGCUUUCGCGUGUUGAAGGGAUCCCACAAACUGAUCAAAGAUUUUUACGACAAUUUUUCACUGGCAGCCAGACAGUCAAGCGCAUUUGAAUAUUAUGAACUAACGCAAGAAGAAAUUGACUGGUAUAAAGACCGCGGAUGUCCGGCGACAACAGUGCCUGUACCCAGAGGUGGCAUGGUGCUCUGGGAUUCUAGACUGGUUCACGACAAUGCAAGACCAGUAGAGGGUCGACCUCGUUCUGAUAGGUGGCGUCACGUGGUAUUUGUUUGUAUGACGCCUGCAAAAUGGGCAAAACAAUCCGAUAUCAAAAUCAAAAGAGAAGCAUAUGAACAUCUUUUAAUGACCACUCACUGGCCAAGUCAGGGGGUCUCCACGUUUCCGGAAUACCACCCGACUGGACGAGAAGGCAUCAGAGAAUUAACGGAACUCCCAGAAAUUGCCAAACAGAGAGAAGUGAGGCUGCUGAUGGGAGUAGACGAGUACGAAUUCAAUGACGGAGCAUCGAUCGGACCCAAAGAGCCAGUAUGGACAUGA
Messenger RNA from Saccostrea cuccullata (small rock oyster), 1003 nucleotides. RefSeq lists its product as uncharacterized. Bases 41 to 1003 code for a protein of 320 amino acids. The record is from RefSeq and is a predicted model, not a curated record. Lineage: Eukaryota; Metazoa; Mollusca; Bivalvia; Ostreida; Ostreidae. The transcript has 2 exons.